This is a messenger RNA of Pseudomassariella vexata, 1074 nucleotides long. RefSeq names its product glycoside hydrolase. The transcript has 4 exons. Lineage: Eukaryota; Fungi; Ascomycota; Sordariomycetes; Amphisphaeriales; Pseudomassariaceae. The coding region runs from base 1 to 1074 and encodes 357 amino acids. Gene Ontology annotation, molecular function: chitin binding; chitinase activity. Gene Ontology annotation, cellular component: extracellular region. Gene Ontology annotation, biological process: chitin catabolic process; carbohydrate metabolic process. The record is from RefSeq and is a predicted model, not a curated record.
AUGAGUUUCUCUUCGUCCCGGAAACGGAUGGCGACGAGUGUCGCAAACGUGAUGUUCACCAACGCCGUCUACUUUCCCAACCACAAGAUAUACAGCGGCGCAACGCCGGGCAUGAUGAACUACGGCUGCAUUAGCCACGUGUUUUACGCAUUCGCGAGCGUUGGGCCAGAUGGCUCUGUGUUUCUAAGCGACGAGUGGGCAGAUGCGCAGGCCCCGUGCGACGGCGUCCACGGUGGCUUGGGAUCUCUAAUGCACCUCAAGCAGGCGCAUCCACAUCUUCAGGUGGUUUUGUCAGUUGGCGGUGGUACCUCGGGCGAGAUGUUCCCGCUGGUGGCAUCUAACACGCUUCUACGAGACAAUUUUGCUCGCUCGGCGCGCGGGCUGGUGGAGGCAUCGGGCUUGGACGGGAUUGACAUUUGUUGGGAGUAUCCGUCAGAUACUCAGCAGGGUGCUGAUUUGGUUGCGCUCCUUGCGGCCGUCCGAUUACACCUGCCUGAGGACCACUUCUUCCUCUCGGCCGCACUCCCAGCUGCCCGAGCCGUGCUGCAGAACAUUGACAUCCACCAAGCCGCAGCCUACUUGGAUUGCAUAAACCUGAUGGCCUAUGAUUUCUGCGGGCACUGGACGCACAGAAGCGGACACCACGCGCAGCUGUACUCGCUGAACAAGGACGAAACCUCGGGUUCGUCAGGCGUCGCAUACCUCGUGGGCCAGGGCUGUCCGGCCAAAAAAAUCAUUCUAGGCAUCCCUGUGUACGGACGGAGCUUUCUUGGCAUCAGUGGGCCCGGCCACAGGCAUAAAGGGGUAGGGGGUGAGGACGGCACAUUCGACUACAACCAGCUUCCCCGGAAGGGUGCCAAGGAGACGGUCGACAAGCGCAUAGGGGCCGCGUCUUGUGUUGGUGGCGACGGAGGAUUCGUGUCUUACGACAACCCGGACACGGUUAAGAUGAAGGCGUCGUACUGCAAGCAGAAAGGAUUGGGUGGCCUUUUCUACUGGACGGGACCAGCAGACUCACGGGAAAAGUCUCGUAGCCUAAUCGCCGCUGGGUUCCGUGCUCUGCAUAGUUCUUGA